Molecule: messenger RNA, 1272 nt
Organism: Myripristis murdjan (pinecone soldierfish)
Lineage: Eukaryota; Metazoa; Chordata; Actinopteri; Holocentriformes; Holocentridae
Product: DEP domain-containing mTOR-interacting protein
Exons: 9
Coding region: 37-1272 (411 amino acids)
Biological process (GO): G protein-coupled receptor signaling pathway; regulation of signaling; positive regulation of GTPase activity
Cellular component (GO): plasma membrane
Molecular function (GO): protein binding; guanyl-nucleotide exchange factor activity; GTPase activator activity
Source: RefSeq, a predicted model, not a curated record
UUUGCUAACUUACCAGUCAAAUGGCAGACUGCAAGAAUGGAACGAACAAGCAGCUGUAGGAGGAAAACCAUGGCCAGACAACAUAAAGCUGAAGUUAUGAUUGCUGGAGAGCAACUCAGGCUGAGGCUUCACGAUGGGAAGUUGAUCAAGGAGCGACGGUACCACUUGCGCACAUAUCCUAACUGCUUCGUGGCCCAAGAGUUGAUAGACUGGCUCGUGAGCCACAAGGAAGCUCCUGAUCGGCCCACGGCUAUCUGCCUCAUGCAGCACCUCAUGGACCAUGACAUCGUUCACCACGUCUGCGACAAGCGCCCCGUGUUCAAAGAUGCAAAACUGCUGUACCGUUUCCGCAAGGAUGAUGGCACAUUCCCCUUUAACACAGAGGUGAAAAUCUUCAUGCGAGGGCAGCGACUGUAUGAACAUCUCAUAGCAGGCAAGGACUCCAUUCUGCAGCUAAGAGAGGAGCAUGGUGUUGCAUAUCAGCGCUCCUUUCCCGGCUGCCAGUUGAUUGACUGGCUCCUUCAGAACGGCGAGGCAGAGAGCCGCCGCCAGGGACUGGAGCUGUGCCGUGCAUUGCAGGAACAUGGCAUCAUUCAACAUGUGUCAAAGAAGCACAACUUCUUUGACAGUGGGCUUCUGUAUCAGUUCUGCAUCAAUUUUCGCCGCCGGCGUCGCCUGUCUGAGUUGAUAGAUGAAAGUGAGCGAGACAACAAGGAAGGGGUGACAGUGCAGACACACGAGGACAGCCAUCCCGAGAGUCCUUUCAUCCUGCGCAAGAACCCACCGCAGGAGGGCAACAGUGGAUUCCAGUCUGUGGGCUCGAGUAAAAACGUGAAACAGGUUGCCAGUGGGCGACGAGGCAGCUUGAAUUCCCUUCAGCUUCACUCUGCAGCAUUUACGCCCCUUGUCCAGCUGUCAUCAUCAUCCCCACCGGUGAGAUGCAAUCCUAAAUCAGUGCUCACAAGAAGUUUUACAUGUGAGGAGCUAUUGGCACCUGGGGCACCCUUCAUCAAAAAAGUGUUGACGGUGAUGGGGGACGCCUUGGGCUGGGGCUUCGUCGUCAGAGGCAUGGCUCCCUGCUACGUCCAGGCUGUGGACCCUGGGAGCCCUGCAGCAGCAGCUGGAGUCAAAGUUCGUCAGUUUGUGUGCCAGGUGAACGGCCAGUGUGUCCUCUACCUGGACUACCGCACCGUCUCCAGGCUGGUGAUGACAGGACCGCGCAUCGUUGUCUUAGAAGUCAUGGAGCCACUGGAAAGACCACGCCUGCAUUAA